AUUUCCCCACGUGGGUCCCGGGCUGCCGGCUCCUGGGAGCGACCCGGGGCGGCGGGUCUGCGGGCGGCUCCGCGCUGCACCCCGGCUCCGGCCCGGCAUGAACCGCUACCUCCUGCCGCUGUCCGUGCUGGGCACGGUGGCGGGCAGCGCCGUGCUGCUCAAGGACUAUGUCGCCGGCGGGGCCUGUCCCAGCAAGGCCACCAUUCCCGGGAAGACCGUCAUUGUGACGGGCGCCAACACCGGCAUCGGGAAGCAGACCGCCUUGGAGCUGGCCAAAAGAGGGGGCAACAUCAUCCUGGCCUGUCGAGACAUGGAGAAGUGCGAGGCGGCGGCAAAGGACAUUCGCAGGGAGACCCUUAAUCACCACGUCAAUGCGAGGCACCUGGACUUGGCCUCCCUCAAGUCCAUCCGAGAGUUUGCAGCGAAGAUCAUUGAAGAGGAGGACCAACUGCACGUCUUGGUCAACAAUGCGGCCGUGAUGCGGUGCCCCCACUGGACCACCGAGGACGGCUUUGAGAUGCAGUUCGGAGUUAACUACCUGGGUCACUUUCUUUUGACAAACUUACUGCUGGACAAGCUGAAAGCCUCAGCGCCUUCGCGGAUCAUCAACCUCUCGUCCUUGGCCCACGUUGCUGGGCACAUAGACUUUGAUGACUUGAACUGGGAGAAGAGGAAGUACGACACCAAAGCAGCCUACUGCCAGAGUAAGCUGGCCGUUGUCCUCUUCACUAAGGAGCUGAGCCGGCAGCUGCAAGGCACUGGUGUGACCGUCAAUGCUCUGCACCCCGGUGUGGCCAGGACAGAGCUGGGCAGACACACAGGCAUGCACAGCUCUACCUUUUCCAGCUUCAUGCUCGGGCCCAUCUUCUGGCUGCUGGUCAAGAGCCCCCAGCUGGCGGCCCAGCCCAGCACCUACCUGGCUGUGGCAGAAGAAUUGGAGGGUGUUUCUGGAAAGUACUUUGAUGGACUCAAAGAGAAGGCUCCAGCCCCUGAGGCUGAGGACGAGGAGGUCGCCCGGAGGCUUUGGGCUGAAAGUGCACACCUGGUGGGCUUGGAGAUGUCCCAGGGGCCCUCUGUGAAGGUACAGCCUCUCCCCAAAUAACCUCUGAGAGCAGAUGUAAAGCCACCAGGGAGGUGGAGUCGUCAGGCUGGAACAGCAAGACCAAGGCUGGCUGCCAUGCCCACAUCACUCUCUAGGUGACAGUAUUGGCCAAGGAAAGCUGGCUGCCAUGUCCUCAUCAUCCUCUGGGUGGCAGUAUUGGCAAUGUAUGAGCCUCAAGUCCAAAAAACACUGGCUGUCACACCUGCAGCGCCCUCUAGGUGACAGUAUUGGCACUGUAUGAGCC
This is a messenger RNA of Ceratotherium simum simum (southern white rhinoceros), 1346 nucleotides long. RefSeq names its product retinol dehydrogenase 13 (gene RDH13). The record is from RefSeq and is a predicted model, not a curated record. Lineage: Eukaryota; Metazoa; Chordata; Mammalia; Perissodactyla; Rhinocerotidae. Gene Ontology annotation, molecular function: oxidoreductase activity.